Messenger RNA from Cuscuta epithymum, 611 nucleotides. The record is from the annotation of a GenBank genome assembly. NCBI's taxonomy places the organism in Eukaryota, Viridiplantae, Streptophyta, Magnoliopsida, Solanales, Convolvulaceae.
CGAUCAAGAAGUGUUGGACCAAAUCAAACUAAUAAUCGGAGGACACUUUCUUGGGAACUGGGCAGCAUACACGGAAGUUGACCCCAAGGUUCGUGAACUUUGGUGGAACCUUUUCAAGGGUCGGUUUCGAUGGACUGAAGCCCAAGGUCCCGCUAUUCUUAGAGCGUAUAACGCUAGGAUUUCAAACUGGCUUCGUCCUACUUUUAAGCGUGCCCGAAAGAGCGGGGUAAAGCCUGGAUGGUGUUCGGAUGAGGUGUGGGCUAACCUCGUCCGUCACUGGUCUUCUGAUCCUAACUUCUUGGCAAGAAGUCAAUCCGGUAAGAAAAACCGGAUGUCCGAGAAGGCUUUAGAAACCCAAUGGCAUGGGGGCCGCAAACCUCAGAGUAGACAUAAAGAAGAUCUUUCGGGGCCUGAGAAGAAGAAGGUCUCAAUUCUCAAGGUCAUCAAGCACUGCUGGACAAAGCACGGCGAUGAGUCCGAUGCCGAUCUGCCACCCCGCCUCGCUGAAAUCGAAUCAAAGUAUAACACAAAUGUUGAGAAGAGGCGGGCAGAAUUAGGCUUGACUCAGGAGGAUGAGAUUGAUUCUGAUGUGGAGGAUGAUGCCAUCUUUG